Messenger RNA from Diceros bicornis minor, 3834 nucleotides. It is a transcript of the gene SLC2A10, whose product is annotated as solute carrier family 2 member 10. Lineage: Eukaryota; Metazoa; Chordata; Mammalia; Perissodactyla; Rhinocerotidae. The transcript has 5 exons. Gene Ontology annotation, biological process: transmembrane transport. The record is from RefSeq and is a predicted model, not a curated record. The coding region runs from base 34 to 1659 and encodes 541 amino acids. Gene Ontology annotation, cellular component: membrane. Gene Ontology annotation, molecular function: transmembrane transporter activity.
GCGCCCGCAGCGCGCCCCGGAGCCCCGCUCGCCAUGGGCCGCCCCCUACCGCUCCUGCCCUUGUGUGCCUCUGUGUCUUUGCUGGGUGGCCUGACCUUUGGCUAUGAACUGGCAGUCAUAUCAGGUGCCCUGCUGCCACUGCAGCUUGACUUCGGGCUAAGCUGCUUGGAGCAGGAGCUCCUGGUGGGCAGCCUGCUCCUGGGGGCUCUCCUCGCCUCCCUGGUAGGGGGCUUCCUCAUAGACCGCUAUGGCAGGAAACAAGCCAUCCUCGGGAGCAACUUGGUGCUGUUGGCAGGCAGCCUGAGCCUGGGCCUGGCUGGCUCUCUGACCUGGCUGGUCCUGGGCCGGUCAGCAGCUGGCUUCGCCAUCUCCCUCUCCUCCAUGGCCUGCUGUAUCUACGUGUCAGAGCUGGUGGGGCCACGGCAGCGGGGAGUGCUGGUGUCCCUCUAUGAGGCAGGCAUCACCCUGGGCAUCCUGCUCUCCUACGCACUCAACUACGCACUGGCCGGUGCCCCCUGGGGAUGGAGGCAUAUGUUUGGCUGGGCCGCCGCGCCUGCUCUCCUGCAAUCCCUCAGCCUCCUCUUUCUCCCUGCUCGUACAGAUGAGGCUGCAGCCCACAAGGACCUCAUCCCUCUCCAGGGAGGUGAAGCCACCAAGCUGGGCCUGGGGAGGCCAAGAUACUCCUUUCUGGACCUCUUCAGGGCGCGGGAUAACAUGCGAGGCAGGACCACGGUGGGGCUGGGGCUGGUACUUUUCCAGCAGCUGACAGGGCAGCCCAAUGUGCUGUGCUACGCCUCCACCAUCUUCCGCUCGGUCGGCUUCCGAGGGGGAUCCUCAGCUGUGCUGGCCUCUGUGGGGCUUGGCGCCGUGAAGGUGGCAGCUACCCUGACCGCCAUGGGGCUGGUGGACCGAGCGGGCCGCAGGGCCCUGCUACUAGCUGGCUGUGCCCUCAUGGCCCUGUCUGUCAGCGGCAUGGGCCUCGUCAGCUUUGCUGUGCCCAUGGACUCGGGCCCAAGUUGCCUGGCCAUGCCCAACGCCACCAGGCUGUCAGGCCUCUCUGGGGACUCUGGCCUGCCAAGGGGCAUAUCGCCACCUCCGCUGCCAACAAUCAGCAAGAGCCAAGCGGAGCCAGUCUUGUCAACCUCUAAGAAAACCAAGCCUCAUCCCAAAGCUGGGAACCCCACAGCCCCUCUCCUGCCAGCCCUAAGCCCCGCCUCCCCCGCGUCCCCUUCUCCCGCCCCAGAGCAGGCCCUGCUGCACUGGACUGCGCUGGUCUGCAUGAUGGUCUUUGUGAGCGCCUUCUCCUUUGGGUUUGGACCAGUGACCUGGCUUGUCCUCAGCGAGAUUUACCCCGUGGAGAUCCGAGGGAGGGCCUUCGCCUUCUGUAACAGCUUCAACUGGGCCGCCAACCUCUUCAUCAGCCUCUUCUUCCUCGACCUCAUCGGCGCCAUCGGCUUGUCCUGGACCUUCCUGCUGUACGGGCUGACCGCCGUCCUCGGCCUGGGCUUCAUCUAUUUGUGUGUCCCUGAAACAAAAGGCCAGUCGUUGGCAGAGAUAGACCAGCAAUUCCAGAGGAGACGGUUCGCCCUGAGCUUUGGCCACAGGCAGAGCUCAGCUGGCGUCCAGUACAGCCGCAUCGAGGUCUCGGCAGCCUCCUGAGGGGUCCAUCUGCCUGGAAGAUGCUGGAACCAUGGCUUCAGCAGACAGUCUGCAGCUUCCUGCUUGUCUAGGCCCCGGAGCACAAGUGCUAGGUGGUCUUCAAGAGCUGUCCCUGCUUCAGAAGACGUUUUAUUGCUGGGGUGAAAGGGAUGAAAGUCGGAGAACCCCCAAGUCUUCAUUUUGAGUCUCAGGCUCUGAGGGUUCCUAAGGAUCUGCUCUCUUGCCUCGGUUUCCCCAUUGACUGAAUCUCUGCAGUACUUACAAGGAGAACAUCUUAUGGAGUCUCUUUUGCUCUAGGGCUUUCUCAGAGAAUCUAGGGUACCAACCCUGGCAGGAAGUCUCUCCUGGUAUGACCCCUAAAUCCAACUGAGGAUACCACAUGACUCCACUCUCUUUUUCCACCUGGCGAGGACCUUUUGGUGAGAGAGAAACCUGCUUUUUGGUUCUUAGUUCUUAGUUUUGCUCAACCCCUCUAAUUCUCCUUCCCACAAUAUUUAUUAUCCACCAGCAACUCAGACUGUUCUAGUUCUGAUUCUGCUGGUGUUAUUGCUGAAUGACCGUGGGCCUCGGUUUCCCCCGUAUGUACAGUGGGCGACCUGGAUCAAGUAGUUAAGAUCUCUUCUGGCGCCAGUGAGCUGGAAUUCUAAAUGCUGGUAAUAUGACAAAUAUCCAACCUAGGCCCUGCUCUCAAGUUGCUAGUCAUCUCUUCGGGGGAUAUGAGUUUUAAUUAGGGGAGAGGUAAAUGAGAUUCCAGAGUUCUGUGCACUGAAAUCCAAGAGCGUCACAGUGCGUGCACCGAGCUCCGGGAGCUGCUUCCAGGGUGCUGAGGGAGGGCUUUGCAGACAGGAGAUGGGUCUGGAGGCGGCGUACCUGGUUGUCCGUGUUGCCUCCACCUCUUGGCAGCUGUUGACCUUAAGUAAGUAACUACUCCCUCAAGCCUCAGUUUCUGCGUCUGCAGAAUGGGGAUGAUUACACCCCCGGGGGUGUGUUUUACCCCUGUCUCCCUUCAGAACAGUCUUCAUCGGGUCCCAUUCAGCUAGUCGGGGCAUGGGGUUCUGCUCGCCGUGUUACCCAGGUCCUCACCUUUGGGACAUUGUAAAGGGUCAUCCCCCAAGGGGUGAGUCAAGUGGAGAUGGAGGCCGGAGGUCACUAAAGGAAGGGUCCAGCAAGAAGGAGCUCCUGGGUGCUGACGAGAACGAAGAGCUGGAGUAGGUCCAGGGUGCUGGCGUCGGACCAUCUUUGUCACCAUGCGUGCUCACGUGGGUGCUGAUGCAGCCCCCACAGGACUCUGGCCCUCAACUUCUCCUCUCCCCUCAUUUCUAGAUGCUUCCCUUAUAUCCAGUGCUGUACUGGGGCCGGCUUGUACUGGCUCCUGAAAGCUGAUUGUUAAAUUUUCAGGAUUUUUGCAAACUGGUUGUUAAACACAGCCAUUAAAAAAAUUAAAUUAUUUAAACGUAUAAUUAAGUAAAUUAUAUUAAAAACAAAGGUAAUAAAUACUAAAAACUCAUCACUUUCUUAUUUUACUACAUUUUACUAUUGUCUGUGCUCUUGAGGUUAUUGACAUCUAUUAUAUCUUAUGAGGGACAGAGGGGAGAAACUGCAUAUUUCUUCCCAAUUCUGCGUUAAAUGACGUCAGCUUGGUCGCUGGAAACUGACCAUGGGAGUGUAUUUACAUCACAGAGAUUAAGGAACACUACAAAUCAGGUCUUAAUUUUUUGUUCUCUCAAUUUUCCAGUCUUAAGAACGUUGGAAUGGAUAAAAUGUUAAAUUAAACUUAAAAAUGUGUCUGUAGCCAAUACAUUGUGAGUAGCACAAAAAAUGGGGAGAAUAUUGUUCCAGUAUUCGAACACUGUUAUCUAGUUCAGCAAACAAGUUGCUCGUGUCAGAGAUGAAGGAGCUCUGACGUACAUCUUCAUCGUUUUACUUUCCUCUUUCUCAUUAAUGUAAACAAAAAUUGCAACCACAUUCACGUCUGAGCUACACUUGUUCUUCAGUGGGGUGAGCGAUUUCUUUGCCAAGUCGUAUUGUUAUCAAGCAUUUAUCCAUAGUCUAAUUUUGUCAAGUCAUGGCUAAAUUGCAGUGAUAGUUGGUUUUGGAUUCAAGAGUUUGGCAAAAAAUUAACAAAAAUAUUCUGUGAGAACUAAUUGGCUCUAUGGAAUUUAUAAUAAAGAGUAU